Molecule: messenger RNA, 4772 nt
Organism: Octopus sinensis (East Asian common octopus)
Lineage: Eukaryota; Metazoa; Mollusca; Cephalopoda; Octopoda; Octopodidae
Exons: 3
Coding region: 774-2717 (647 amino acids)
Biological process (GO): negative regulation of transcription by RNA polymerase II
Cellular component (GO): cytoplasm; nucleus
Molecular function (GO): transcription corepressor activity; transcription factor binding
Source: RefSeq, a predicted model, not a curated record
AGCGGCUAUCAUCUCCCACCACUACCACUAUCAUCAUCACUAUCACUGCCGUUUACACGUAAACUCCUGUCCAAGAGUUACUUCCACUCUAUCACUACCUGCCACUAUUCCCCUCUCUCCAACAGUUGUAGUAAGUUAAGCUGGAUCUGCAAGAUCACCACAUUCUUACCAUUGAACACAACCCCGGCAGACGUUUCCAUGUGUUGUCAGCUCCAACAACUGACUACAUUAAAUACACUCUACUACAUUUAUUAUUUUUUAACACAGUCUGGACAUAUUUGGAUUUAAGUUUUACCUUUUAUAAAUUUUAGAAAAAGAAUCGACAAACAUAAUUAACUUUUUUUUUUAACCCAAGUCAGUUUUUCUGAGACAAAGACGAGAAAUAUAUGAUUAACAAAUUAAUUUAUUUGGAAAGUUAAAAAAAAAAACAAAGCCCUCCAAAAGUAAUAAUUUCUAAUUAAUUGAUUGAAACCCCAAACAACUUUCUGGUUUGUUAACAAACUUGUAUAAAUUGUUUAAACGCAGUCACCUAUGAACCUUUACUUCCUCUGUUAAUUAUAUUGAGAUAUCUAGGUGAAAGAUAUCGAUCUGUAUUAAAGGGGAGGAAAACCAAUAGCUAAAUGUACCGGCAAGUAAGGUCACAGUUUCUAGCUUCGAUUAUUCAACUGAAUCAUUUGUCGGUCGGAGACCUCACUUAAUUUACCAACAGGAAACAAAGACAACCGUCAGACGGAAAGAAAAGAGAAACAUCAUUAUAAGAUUACACAAUAAGAAUGGGGGAAAUGCAGUUUUCUAUCUCCAAUAUCCACUAUGAACCACUGAAGUGGACAGGUAGUCCAAACCAGAACUCUCCUCAUCUGACAAUGCAGCCCUCUUAUCUAAACUGGGAAUCUUACCCAGCUACACAGGAAAGGACCACACCUUAUGAGAAACGGUAUAACACUCUGGAGAGUGUUCUCUUGGGCCAAGUUCCUGCCAGUUAUUCCCAUUUAACUACCUCACCUCACCUAUCUUCAUCACCAUCAAAUUCUUCAUCUUGCUCUACAUCACCCUCUCCAACAGCAUUUUCAGAUCGUUCUUUCUCAGCCAGUCCUUGCUACUCUACUGGUCAAUCAUUUUAUCAUAAAUCUGACGUUUCUCGCUCUUCAGCAUCAAGUCCAUCAGGUUACCAAUCAGAACCAAUGGAUUUAUCUUGUAAAGGCUUUUCUUCAUCUGCAUCUUCAAUUUGUUCGACAGGAAGUAGGAAAUCUAUUUGUAGUGACAGCUCUGGCUAUGGAGGAGAGGAGCACCAACUAGAAGAUGCUACAUUUCCAUUAACAUAUCAAUAUACACAUGACAAUGGUAGAACAACGGAUCCUUCACUCCUUUCUUCCUGUGGUACCACAUACAUGUCAGUGGAUCAGCAGGCCAUGCAAAUGGCAAAUUCUUCAAUAAAUCAACCUCUCAGAAGCAGACAUUCUCCAAUCCAGUUUCUCAGUGAUACUUCAAUUCAACAGCGACAAUCUCCUAUCGAAAAUCACUUAUCAACAAUCCCCCCAUUACAUCAGCAGCAGCAGCAGAAACAACAUCAACUAUUAGAUGUACCACACCAUAGUUUACAACAACAGUCUUCAAGUGUCCAGAGCAGUGACAUGUCUAUGGAAAUUCAACACAGCCUUGCUAUGCAGGGUCAGUCUUCACAUAAGAAAGACUCAUGUAAUAACUCACCGAGCAGACACUGCAUCUCUCCAAGAUUAGUAUUACAUCAUAAUUCAUUGACUGGCCACCAAGAUGAGCAUCGGUCACCUUGGCAAUCUACUUCCCAGCCUCAACUAUCCCAGCAGUCUUUGCAGAAUAGUGAUUCUUAUCAAGCUGGUAUUGAUAGCCGUCCAUCUCCACCGCUCCAGAACCAAUCUUCAACCCAAUCAAAAAAUGGACAUUCACUCUUGCGAGAUCUUCUCAGUUGUGGUCGAAAUGAUUCCAAACAAAAUAAAAUGUCAUUAUCGUCCUCAUCAGACUUUUCUUCCAUUUCUUCAUCAAAUUCUUCCUCAAAUGAUGACACUAUGUCACAAGAAAAAGAAGCUAAAAUAGAAUAUGAUGGUUCGAAAGAUUACUUAUUGUCUAGCACAGCUCGUGUGACCCUGGCCAAAAAAAACCUUCUGCCAAUCAGCGCCCGUGUCACUGAAUGGCUUUACAAAAUGGUCAAGUUUGCUAAAGAAAUUCCUCAAUUUAUGAAGCUUCCCAACAACGACCGCCUAACGCUCAUCUUGAACUCAUGGACUCGUAUGCUGUUAAUGCAUAUGGCUGAGAAUAACUUCCAGUUUGCUGUCACGCCUCUUCCAUCAUCUCCAGCCCGUGACCACGAGGUUCCAGCGUCUGAUGAACCAACCAUGAAGUCUGUUGAAAGUAUACAGAGCAUCAUACGCAAAUGUCAGUGUAUGAACUUGGAUAGUUCUGAAUACAAAUACUUAAGAAUGUUGGUGCUUUUCAAUGCUGGUUAUGUUGGAUUAGAGAUGGCUUCCAUUGUCGAUAGCAUGAACAGCUGUAUUCAACAAAGACUCCAGCAACAUAUCAACACCAAACAUCCACGGGACCACAUCAGAUUUUCACGUGUUCUUAUGAGUCUCCCUUCUUUGUAUGGCAUCAAUUGUAAAAUGGUAGACAAUUUGUUUUGCCGUUAUAUUCAUGGUAAAACUGAUGUGGAAGUCUUACUUAAAGAUCUUCUUCAAGACCUGUGAAUGCACUGUAGCAUGCUUGCAUGCUACCUAGAAGUUGGAUUGAUGUGAAACAACCAUACAAAGGACUGCAGAAGUCAACAGAACUGAAACUAAUUCCAUCAAAGAAAGACAUUAUGAAAGCUAUCAAAAGUAUACUGCUGAUAUUGCUGUUAGUGCCAUCUAUCUGGGUUGAUUGUUGGCAAAGAAACAGAGAAGAAAUGGAGGAAAAAGAAGCUUUCAUAUCAUUGAGAAAGCAGAAAAUCCAGUUAAUUCUGGUUCUAAUGCUGAUUCUAAGAACUUACAUUUCUUUUUUGUUAACAUUGGCAGGAAAAUUCCCUCUGUUACUGCAAUGGUUGACAUUCAGAGAAAGAUGUGCAAAGCAAUAUGGAGAGAGGAGAGCACCAUUGUGCAUUUGAAGUAGCACAAGUGUGUGCUUGAGAGCUAACACAGCGCCGUGAUACAGAUUGUGCAGGUAUUAGACAGUAAACUGUCUAAAUAGAAACUAAUUUAUAAAAGAUUGUGGAACAAAUAUAUAAAUGGACUGACUUGUGAUUCCAUUGGCAAAUAGAACAACUGUGGUAACAGAUGGGCCAAAAUGAAGCUAGAACCAAACAUGGGAUUAUAGACUUGCAGACUCAAAAGUGACUAUUAUGAAUCCCAUCCCUUGUUCAUGUAUUUCAAUGUGUUGCCAUAUGUGCACUAUAAACUGCAAUUUAUGUAUUUUGUGUGUAUAUAUGUAUGUGUGAGUGAGUGUAUGUAUAUAUGUAUGUAUGAUGAUGAUAUAUAUAUAUAUAUAUAAUGUGUGUGUGCGUAUAUGCAUGUGGCUAUGUAAUUGUGAAAGAAAAAGCCUGUAUGCAAAUUUCAUUGUGAAAGAUCAACAAAACCAGAAGUUGAGAUGGAACAAUAAAACACAAUGAGUGUUAAAGCAUCUAAAAGACCUAAAUUUUAUUUGGUAGGGUCCAAAAUAUAAGUCCCAUACACACACAAACCUCUUUCUAUGUAAUUAUACUGUUGAAGGGAGACACUUGGAGAAUGGUUAAAAUAACUUUUAAUAUUAUUAUUUAUUUUUUCUAUUUAUAGUAGAAUUUGCACACACACACACACACACACACACACCACACACACACACACUCAUAAACACUCACGCACCAAUUAUUAUGAGGUCACUAUAUGCAAACAUAGGCAGUUAUAAAAUUCUGUGAGGGAAUUUCAAUUUAAGAAAUUCUCAGACUUCAUGGUCUUUUAUGUUACAUGCACAAGUGACUGUUGUGAUUUGCUGUAUCUUCAUAUCUGAGAAACCACAUCUACCUUUGGUUUUGGUUGUGACAAUAUCCUGUAUUUUGGAGUUGUGGCCACCACAGGAAAAGAAAAGCUACACAACCAAGCUUCAUAUGUAAUACACUAUAUAUAUAUAUAUAUAUAUGCGUGUGUGUGUGUAUAUGUAUACAUAUACAUACACACAGUUGUACACAUACCUAUAUUCAUAUACAUAAAUACACUUGAUACUUUUUUUUUGUUUUAGAAAUUUUAAGAAACUACAAUUUACUGAGCAGAAACCAGAAUGCCUUAACAUAUUUGGUUUUCAGGGAUCUAAAAAUGUCUUUCUUGUUUUUAAGAAAGUAGCUUCUCCAGUGUCGUUGACAGCUGGAUUGCUAUCAACAGCUGGUUGUAUGUUUGUAAAACUACUUGCUUGUGUGGAUGACACAGCAUAUUGUGAUAAACCUGUAGUGUCACUUGGAGUGGACCAACUGCUGAACAACGGUGGCCAAACUACUAAGAUGACCAUAUUCAACAAAGGGCAGGAAGAUAUGUUGAACUCUUAACAAGAAUAUCUUGAUUAUCAUUUUCUUCAUUAGGGUUAUUUAUCAUUUUUUUGUAUAUAAUAAUUGUCUUGUUUGGGUAAUUGAAUCAUUAAACAAAUUUCAGUUCCCAGUGAGAAAAUGCAAAACAUUUCAUAUAAGUUGCCAGUGCCCUUAGGAAAAGCAUGAUUGUCAUACUCCUGUAUCCCUCCCCUAUAAGUCUGAGACGUCAUGCCUAUGUAAGAAGUGAUUAUUUUAUAAAUAUUCAGGACAGAAA